AUGACGUCCGAUAACGCGCUGACUUCCGAUACAAAUUCCAGUCAAGCCAUGGUCUCUGCAGACCAAACCAUAUCCACUAUGCCUACUAUGCGCGGAAAAAGCACUGCCUUACCAGUGACCGUUGGUGUUGUCAGCAAUAAGGUGGACGCAAAUGGUAACAAUAUUCUCAUCACCAAGAGCAACAUCCUCAUCUCGAAGAGCGAUCGAGUGAAGCUUGCGCACACCAUCAAAGAGAUGCUGUCGAGCAGCCCGGAGGCGAGUACAGCCAGCUCCAUGAGUAUCGACGAUCUCUUCGUACUCUUGACAAACAUUGCGACGAACUCGGCCAUGCUCUCCCAUGCCGCGGGUGUCAUUUCGGCUGCAAGGAGUGGUGACACGGGUGCUUUGUCCGGCCACAUUGUAGGCUUGUUGGGUGCAGCAGUGCCUGCAGCUAUUAUGUCUCCUUCUACAUUUGGCACUCCUGCUCCAGCUGUAGCUCCUGUUGCCACCUCAGGGACAGCAGAUGUCGCUGUCCCCGCUGCAGCUCCUAUCUCGCCGAUGACGCCACAUGAAGCUCCCGCUAUGUCGGCCUAA
Peronospora belbahrii is the source of this 573-nucleotide messenger RNA. The record is from the annotation of a GenBank genome assembly. NCBI's taxonomy places the organism in Eukaryota, Oomycota, Peronosporomycetes, Peronosporales, Peronosporaceae.